GACACCACUGGUUUAGAGAGCUUUAAGGUUAAUGAUCGGAGCCCGAGAGGAUCAGUGAUCGGAGAUUCUAAGUUCUGUGGGCAGUAAUAGUUUGGGUACUGGAAUUGGUGAUUGUGGAAACUUUGGGGUUCAGUUGUGAGGGGGGUCAGUGGUGAUGAAUGUUUGGAGAAAUCUUUUGGGCCAUCGGUGAUUGAGACUUCAUAUCAUCGGUGGAGGAUCGGAGAGUAUUAACGAUUGGACUUCUGUAGAUCAGGGAAUGGAGAAUAGAGUCAAGUGUGCUUAUCUUAAAGGUUCUUUCUGGCAAAGGUAAUGACAUACGCAUCUGUGACAGCAUCCCAAGAGUGAGCCGGGUUUCUAGAAAUCCAUUCUGACUCCAUGACUGCAGGGAUGGAUGUGACCUUGCCCGUGGUUAGAAAACAAAUUUACUGAGAUCAAUCCAGGAUUACACGCUGCCUUUAGGUGACACAUCCCUUUAGUCUCCUUUAAUCAGGAGCAGUUUCUCAGUCUUCAUCUUCCAUGAAGUCGACAUUUUUGAAGAGUGUAGGUGUCAGAUCUUUUUCCAAGAACAGCAGAAAAUGAUCGAAUACCAGAUACCUGUGUCAUUCAAAGAUGUGGUUGUGGGCUUCACCCAAGAGGAGUGGCACCAGCUGAGUCCUGCUCAGAGGGCCCUGUACCGGGAUGUGAUGCUGGAAACCUAUAGCAACCUCGUCUCAGUGGGUUAUGAAGGCACCAAACCAGAUGUGAUCCUCAGGCUGGAGCAGGAAGAAGCACCAUGGAUUGGUGAGGCAGCAUGCCUGGGCUGCCACUGUUGGGAAGACAUCUGGCGAGUUAAUAUCCAGAGGAAAAGACGGCAAGACAUGCUUUUGAGGCAAGGCACAGCCAUAAGCAAGAAAACAUUGCCCAAGGAAAAAAGCCGUGAAUAUAAUAAGUUUGGGAAAAUAUCACUUCUGAGCACUGAUCUUUUUUCUUCAAUCCAGAGCCCUAAUAACUGGAACCCUUGUGGAAAGAAUUUGUACCAUAAUUUAGACUUGAUUGGUUUUAAGAGAAACUGUACAAAAAAGCAAGAUGAGUGUUAUGGUUAUGGGAAAUUGCUUCAGCGUAUAAACCAUGGUAGACGACCUAAUGGAGAAAAGCCCCGGGGUUGCAGUCACUGUGAGAAAGCUUUCACCCAGAACCCAGCACUUAUGUAUAAACCAGCAGUAAGUGAUUCUCUCGUGUACAAACGGAAGAGGGUUCCACCUACAGAAAAACCCCACGUCUGUAGUGACUGUGGGAAAGCCUUCUGCUACAAGUCUGAAUUCAUUAGGCAUCAGAGAAGUCACACUGGGGAGAAGCCUUAUGGCUGCACUGACUGUGGGAAAGCCUUUUCACAUAAGUCAACCCUCAUCAAACACCAGAGAAUUCACACUGGGGUAAGACCCUUUGAAUGUUUUUUUUGUGGGAAAGCCUUUACCCAGAAGUCACACCGCACAGAACAUCAGAGAACACACACAGGAGAGAGACCCUUUGUCUGCAGUGAAUGUGGGAAAUCGUUUGGUGAGAAGUCAUACCUCAAUGUACAUCGAAAAAUGCACACAGGAGAAAGACCCUAUCAUUGCAGAGAAUGUGGAAAAUCCUUCAGCCAGAAGUCAUGCCUCAAUAAACAUUGGAGAACUCACACAGGAGAGAAGCCCUAUGGGUGCAAUGAAUGUGGGAAAGCUUUCUACCAGAAGCCAAACCUCAGCAGACAUCAGAAAAUUCAUGCUCGGAAGAAUGCCUACAGGAAUGAAAACUUAAUAAUUGUGGGAAAUACUUGAGCAAAAUAUCUGGUUUCAUGGUAUGUAGGGAAUUCUUUUUUUUUUUUUUUUUUUUUUUGAGUUGGAAUCUCGCUUUGUCACCCAGGCUGGAGUGCAGUGGUGUGAUCUUGGCUCACUGCAAGCUCUGCCUCCCGGGUUCACGCCAUUCUCCUGCCUCAGCCUCCCGAGUAGCUGGGACUACAGGUGCCUGCCACCAUGCCCGGCUAAUUUUUUUUUUUUUGUAUUUUUAGUAGAGACGGGGUUUCACCGUGUUAGCCAGGAUGGUCUCAAUCUCCUGACCUUGUGAUCUGCCCACCUUGUCCUCCCAAAGUGCUGGGAUUACAGGCGUGAGCCACUGUGCCUGGCCAGUAUGCAGGGAAUUUAUCCUUAGGAGAAAUCUUAUCAUUUUAAUGAAUUUGAACAGUGUGUUUUUUAUUUUAUUUAUUUAUUUUUUUUGAGUUGGAUUCUCUGUUUCCCAGGCUGGAGUGCAAUGGCACUAUCUCGGCUCACUGUAAUCUCUGCCUCCCAGGUUCAAGCAAUUCUCCUGCCUCAGCCUCCCAAGUAGCUGGGAUUACAGGCACCUGCCACCACGCCUGGCUGAUUUUUGUAUUUUUAGUAGAGAUGAGGUUUCACCAUGUUGGUCAGGCUGGUCUCUUUGGCUAGGCUGGUCUCGAACUCCUGACCUCAUGAUCUGCCCCCCCUUGGCCUCCCAAAGUGUUGGGAUUACAGGCGUGAGCCAAUGCGCCCCACUGACAGUGUUUUAUCAUAAUGGAAAUCAUGAUCUAAUUGUGAUACAGACUUUUCUAGAAAAUACUUUAUAAAACAUAACCAUGGUCACCCUGGCAUGUAAACGUUUAAAAAUGUAUUAAAUGGAAUAACAGCAGAAUACAAAAUAUCUGUGAAGAGACUUAAAGGCAUACUCUGGUAUAUUCCACAGUGAGCCAUACAAUCAGCACUAUUUGUAUUUUGGAGUUGUAAAUGUGAAAUUAACAUAAAAUGUGAAUAUCAGACACAUGUCACACAACAUAGAGAAUGCCAUUCGGAAAACUUUUCCACUUUAAAUAUCAUCACUGUCUUUUGAUGUCUUAACAAUACAAAAAAAUAACAACAACGACAUGGCCCACUAUUGUUAAAGGAACUUUAUUAUACCAGCUACAUUUUUCCACCUUUUUGUAAUACAUGUAAAUGGCUAUAGAAGUUGUUAUUGCCCUCUGCAGAAAUAAUAAAGCAGUGUUUUUAAAUGUAUUUUGAUAAUUUGGCCAAAAAUUUUACUAAAAUGUAGUUAUUUAUAUUAAAAAUGCAAGCUAAGGAAUAGUUUAAGAACCUGAUAUUGGGUAAAUGAAACACUGUAAACUAUUUGACAAAAUGUAGUGUCACCCUGGUAUACAGUACACUGUUCAUAUUUUCUUAGUCUUGCUUAAAAUAUCUUGUAGCAAAUUAGUAGCAUAGAUACACUAUUCUAGAUACACUAUUCUAUAUACAGGUUGUAUAACUCAGAAAUGUUUCAUGCAUAGACCACUGAAGGAGAACUUCUUUUCUCUCUAUCCCUCUGCAAAUUAAUUCAAGAAUAUUCAUUUUUUUCAUAUAAAUUUCCUUGCAAGUGUCCUGGACACUAAAUCCCAAGGUUUUCAUUAUUUCAAUGUUUGGACAGAAGUCUGCUUCCCUGAGUUGCUAUGUCAUCCAUAUAAGAAAAGAAAUGGCCACGUGGAAUCUACGUUUUUCCGAGAUUUCCCUCCAUGUAAGACUGCCUGAUCCAGAAUGAGAAAGGAGACAUAACCACAGAUAUUGAUAUGAUUUUUUAAGUGAUAAAAAGAUACCUCAUACAACUCUAAUCAACAUAUUUUUUAAACAGAUGAGGCAGAUGCUUUUCUAAAAAACUUUAAGUUAUGAAAACUGCAAUAAGAAGUAGAAAACUUAGUAGAAUAAUUACCAUUGAAAAAGUCAAAAAAGCUAUUGAAGAUCUAUAAUGGGAAAAUGCUCCAGGCUCAGAAGAGUUCAUGCUUAGUUCUAUCUAUCUUUUAAGAAAGAGUAAUACCAGUGUUAUUUAUUAUAUGGAUAUAAUGCAAUCCAUAAACUGUACUCAUUUAUUUUAUUAAGUGAGAAUAAGUUUUAACACCAAAAUCAAUUACAGAUAGUUGAAAAAAAGAAAACUUCUGCUGGGCACAGUGGCUCACACCUGUAAUCCCAACACUUUGGGAGGCCGAGGCAGGUGGAUCAUGAGGUCAGGAGUUCGAGAUGGUGAAACCCCAUCUCUACUAAAAAUACAAAAAUUAGCCGGGUGUGGUGGUGCAUACCUGUAGUCCCAGCUACUUGGGAGGUUGAGGCAUGAGGCAGGAGAAUUGCUUGUACCCGGGAGGUAGAGGUUGCAGUGAGCCGAGAUCGUGCCAUCCAGCCUGGGUGACAAGAGCGAAACUCCGUCAAAAAAAAAAAAAAAAAAAAAAAAGAAAACUUCAGACCAGUCUUAGGAAUAUAGAAGCAAAAAUUAUAAUUAAAAUACUAGCAAAUAGAAUUCAGCCAUAUACCCAAAGAGUGACAUAGUAAGAGUCAUCCCAAGAAUGCCAAGCCAGUUCAGUAAUAGGAAAUACAUCAAUCAAAUUAACAGCUUAAAGGAGAAGAAUCAUAUGAACUCUCAACAGAUACUGAGAAGGCAUUUCAUAGAAUGUGUUAAUUUACAUUGUAAUAGAUGGUAACCACUUAAAGAGGUUUGUAUUAAAAAAAAUUUUUUUUAACCCAAACCCCAAAGCAUAUAUUAUGCCAAAGCCAUUUUUAAAAAUCAGGAAUUCAAUAUUGUCUUAGAGAUUCCAGUGAAGGCAAUAAAAAGAAAUGAAUUGUUAUAAACAGCAGAAAAGGUAAAACUAUCCGUUUUUACUGAUGAUGUGGUUGUACACCAAUCAACGAAAAGACUCUAUUUUUUGAGUUAACUUUUCUAAGAAGGCAGGGUACCAAAAUCAAGAGCUGUUCUCCAUACUGACAAGAAACACAUAAUUUAUAUGUACUUCUUUUGGAAUUACACUAAAUCUCAAUGUUUUUUUGACAAUCAUUGAGAAAAAAAUAUGAAAAAAUCAUACCAUGUAUCAAAACAUCACAUGUACCCAAUAAAUAUAUACAAUUAUAUAUCUAUAAUAAUUAAAAAAUUUUAAAAUGCCAUGCUAGAUACCAGAAGAUAACAUGAAGCCAUUCUAAUGAAAUUAAUAUUGUAUUGGCAAAGGAACAGGUAAAUACAUCCUUAGAACACAGUAGAAAAUUCAGAAAUAGACUUUGAUAUAUAUGAACUUUUUCAUAUGUGAAAAAGGUGGAAUCUCAAACCACAGGGGAAAAGAGUAGUUUACUUCAAAAGAAUUCUGGAACAAGAACCUUUUAAUCUUAAAGGAAGAAAAUUUGGAUUAACAGCACAAAAAUAAAUUCUGGGUAGAUUUAAGACGUAAAAUUUUAAAGCAGCAGAAUUCUUAAAAUCAAAGGAGCCUUUGUGUACAUUCUAGGAGUUGGGAGAUAUUAACUUUACCAACACAGGACACUCAGAAGCUAUUUAGAAAUAAGCAUUUGAAGGCUGGGCGCGGUGGCUCAUGCCUGUAAUCCCAACACUUUGGGAGGCCAAGGCAGGCGGAUCACCUGAGGUUAGGGGUUGAAGACUAGUCUGGUCAACAUGAUGAAACCCUGUCUCCACUAAAAAUACAAAAAUUAGCUGGGUGUGGUGGCGCAUGCUUGUAGUUCCAGCUACUUGGGAGGCUGAGGCAGGAGAAUCACUUGAACCUGGAAGGCAGGGGUUUUAGUGAGCUGAGAUUGUGCCACUGCACUUCAGCCUGGGCAACAGAGCAAGACUCCAUCUCAGAAAAAAAGAAAAGAAAAAAAAAAGGAAAUAAACAUUUGACUACGUAGAAUCUUUUGGUACAAUCUUUUGGGUGACAAAAGAUGCCAUCAGCAAACUCAAGAGAUAAUAGAUUGUGGGGAAAUAUUUGUAAAGCUGAUCAGAGAGAAGGCAUCCAUCAAAUGGACAGGAAAAAAACCCAAUAGCAAAAUGUGGCAAAGAAUAUGAGGUGACAAUUGUGAGAAGGGCAAAUCUAAGUGGCCGAUGGACCUGUCCAAAAAUGUUUAUCCUCAGUAGUCAUUGGGGGAUGCAGAUUUAAAGUUAAAAUCAAAUAACACUGUGUAACAGCAUUUUUAGCUAUCGGAACAAAAGAUGUUACACAGUGCUGGUGGAGAAAUAAAUUUUGAAAAACAGUGCAAAUUACUGUUUUGGAAAGAAAUCUGGUAGUAUUUAGGCUGGGUGCGGUGGCUCACACCUGUAAUCCUAGCACUUUGGGAGGCCGAGGCAGGCAAAUUGUCUGAGGUCGGGAGUUCGAGAACAGCCUGGCCAGCAUGGUGAAACCCCGUCUCUACUAAAAAUACAAAACUUAGCCGGGCAUGGUGGCAGGCACCUGUAAUCCCAGCUACUCGCGGGGCUGAGGCAGGAGAAUCACUUGAACCCGGGAGGCAGAGGUUGCAGUGAGCUGAGAUCGUGCCACUGCACUCCAACCUGGGCAACAGAGCAAAAAAAUUCCAUCUCGAAAAGAAAAGAAAUCUGUUAAUAUUAUUAAAAUACUUAUGUCACUUUGGAGAAUCUUCCCUUAGAAGUAAAAGGCCCAAUACAUAAAAGACAGAUGAACAUGUGAACAUGGACAUUUAUUGUAAAAUUGUUCUUAAUGGCAAAAAAAAACCCCAAAACCAAAGCAAACACUAGAAUCAAAGUAAAUACCCAUCAAUUGGGAAGUUGUAGAAAGGAAAAAACUAUAGUAUAUCCAUUCCAUAGAAUGUUAAUAUAGCCAUUAAGGUGGACAAAUUAAAACUAUGCUAGUGGACUUGAGUGGAAUUCCACAAUGUUCUCUUGAGUGGAAAAUGCAAGGUAGGUAUUAAGUGUGUUAAAUAGGACUCCAUUUUUGUAAAUCAUUAACAAAAUGUCUCCAGGUGUUUAUCAGCAAUAAGCGGUACCUAUGUAUGUUUAUUUGAUUUUAUGUGCAUGAAGAAAAGUAUAGAAGAGUAUGCAUUGACUUGGAGGGAGGUGGGUAAUGCAGGUAGGUUAUGGGGGAGUCAGGGGUGUAGGGAAAAGGAAAACCAAAAAAGAAAAAUAAAUGACUGAAUCACGUGUGAUACCACAAAUGUGUGAGUUAGUAAAUUUGGCAAGGGAUGGGGGAGCUGGAAUUUCGCUAAUUUGUGGGGAUGUUCAUGGUAUAUAUUGUUAAAAGGGAAAAUUUCAUAAUAAUGUAUAUCAUUCUAUUUUUUAAAAAAGUAAAAACUCCUGUGUGUGUAUAUAUGCAUGUGGAUGUUUAUAUGAACAUAGAAAAGUGUAGAAAAAUACACACGAAGGUGUUAACAUUCAUUGGUUACCUUGGUGGAGAAGGGUAAUAAGUUGUCUGAAUACCUUUGCAUUGUCUUGUUCACAUAUGUUGCUUUUGUAAUUUGAAAAACAAAAUAAAGGGGGAAAACAUUUCAAACUGAAUGAA
This is a messenger RNA of Nomascus leucogenys (northern white-cheeked gibbon), 7252 nucleotides long. It is a transcript of the gene ZNF793, whose product is annotated as zinc finger protein 793. Bases 576 to 1796 code for a protein of 406 amino acids. Gene Ontology annotation, biological process: negative regulation of transcription by RNA polymerase II. Gene Ontology annotation, molecular function: DNA-binding transcription repressor activity, RNA polymerase II-specific. The record is from RefSeq and is a predicted model, not a curated record. Lineage: Eukaryota; Metazoa; Chordata; Mammalia; Primates; Hylobatidae. The transcript has 7 exons.